AUCAAUUCAAUAUACCGUCGAAAGAUGGAAGCACUAAAGAGGCAAAGUUGGCAUAUAGGAAAAGGAAAGAAAUCUCUGGGGUAAAGUCGUGUGAGUUGGUGUUGUCGCUUUUAAUUCACAACUAUCCAUAUUAUGUGGAAGUAACUGCUUUGUCCACAUUUUUCAUAACAAAGCACUACUUCUAUGAGUAUUUUUAUACACAUACAUAUAUGUCUGAUAUAUAUAUGUGUGUGUGUGUGUGUGUGUGGAUGGGAUAUAUGAACGAUUUGUACAUUAUCAAUAUAUGUAUAUGAAUAUACUACUUACCAUAGAAAUAUACGUGGAACAUUAUUAAGUUUCAUCCUUUUUAAUUAAACUGCAAAAGUAAAUAUGGAUACCUCAACAAAGUUGGGUGAUGAUACUAAUUUGGAAGCAAAAAGUGAAUGUUCAGUUUCAAGUGAAUCAAAAAACGAUUCAUUAAAACAUACUAAUCAAGUUGAUACUACAAAUGUUGCUCUCAAGGAAAAAGAAAAUGUAGAUAAAAUCAAUGAUAUCAAAGGUGCAAUAAAUGAAAUUGAUGCAGAAAACACUACUGCAAAUGCAAGUUGUGUUAAGGUAGAAAAUGAAAGUAAUUCGAAAAAUAUUAUUACGCCGAGUAUUGAUACACCGAGUACUGAUAUACAAUAUAGUAUCCAAGUAAAAGAAAUAAAAACGGAACAGAAAAACGAAAAUUUAACAGAAGAUACAUCAUCGAAUGCAGAUACUGUGAAAGAGAGUUGUGAAGCUACUACAGCAGAUACAACAGAAAAGAAUAUUAAUAAUGUAAAAAGAAAGCGUAGAACUUUAAGUACACAAGAAAGUACUUCCCUUUCUGAAGAAAAUGGAGUUAGAAGCAAACGAAAAAAAUUGAAAAAUGCAAGUGAUAAAUUCUGUUGGAGAUGUCACAAAGAAUCGACAGAAGCACGUUGCAGUGCUUGUCCACGAUCAUGGCAUCGUAGAUGUAUGGGGGGUACACCACCAAUUUCUGUUCAUAAUUGGAUUUGUGGCGAAUGUGCUAUGAUAUUGAAAGCAGAAAAUGCAGAAACACGUUCUGCAGCAAUGGCAGAAUUAUCAGUUGAUCAAUUGUGUAUGUUGCUUAAACAUGUAGUUCAAAGAAUGCGUGAAUAUUCUGGUUCUGAACCAUUUUGGAAGCCCGUAGAACUCAAUGAAACUCCAAACUAUUUGGAUUAUGUUGUCAAACCAAUGGAUUUAAAUCUUUUAGAAUCUAAUGUACGUUCAAAACUUUAUGGCAGUACUGAUGCAUUUAUGUCUGAUGCCAAAUGGAUACAACACAAUUGCAUUGUUUAUAAUACAUGUGGUGGAGUUUAUGCCGAUACAUCUAAAUUAACUAAUACUGCAAAACAAAUAAUUAAAGUGGCACGUCAAGAAGUAUCAGAAAUCGAGGCUUGUCCAGAUUGUUACGCACAUUCGCGUAAUUUACCUAGGCCGCAACCGUCAUGGUUUAUCGAGCCUUGUCGUCAACCACAUCCACUUGUAUGGGCUAAAUUGAAAGGUUUUCCUUUUUGGCCUGCUAAAGCUAUGCCAAGAUUAAAUUCUCAAGGUUUCGUAGAUGUUCGUUUUUUCGGAGAACACGAUCGGGCAUGGAUACCACCUCGAGAUCUUUAUUUAUAUUCUGAAGAUCCACCUGCUCCAUUACCUCGCAAAAGAAAAGUUGAUAUGGACGAAUGUGUUAGAGAAAUUACCCGACACUGUCGUAAACUUGAGCUUGCAUUUGGUAAAUUUAAAUUUGCACCACCGAAAGUACAAUACAAUCCGCACGAUCCAAUGCAAAUAAAACUGAUGCUACCAAACUACGAUCCUCUUCAACCAAAUAAUUGUACAUCUUCUGAAUUUUUGGUACCUAAAAAGAAGGCUGCUUUUCGGAAACGUAAUCUUUCUAUCAAGGAUAAAUCGCAAACUGAAACUUCUGCGAUUGACAACAAACUUGAUUCUGAUACGACUGCUUCUGACGAUGAAAAUAAAUCUCGAAAUAAAACACAGAAAUUAACCACAUCUGAUCAGUCUUCUCCGAGUUCAGACAAUAGUAUUAAUUUAGAUAUGCUGCAAAGCGAAUUCAAGAAGAAAAUGGUUAAUAUAGAAAACAAGAUGUCUAUGGAAAAUGUAUCAACAGAAGAAAAUAAAUCUAUUAAAUCAGAUCGAAAGAACAUUGAAGAAAAUAAUACGAACGCUCAUCUACAAAGACCUAACGAAUCUAAUUUACCUAUAUUAAAAAAUAAUUUACAUAUUACACAUGACAAUUUAAUAACUACUGACCAAGUUUUAAAACAUAAUGAAUCUUUAAAAAUGGAGCAAGCGUCAAAGAAACAUUCCACUGUAAAACCUACUGCCAAUAAAAGUAAUACUUCUGAACUUUUAAAAAUAGCAUCUAAGCUUACAAAAAAUACUGUUAAAGUUUAUAAACCAAAAACGAGAUUGGUUGACAAAUUAAAUGCAGAAAAGGCUUUAAAAUCUUUAUCUGAAAAUGAACAAAAAACUAAAACAGGAUUACCAAGCUUGGAAUCAAUGGUUCCUGUUACUCUACCUUUGCUACAAAGUGAUAAACACGAUCUACCGAAUAAAAUAACAACAAAUGCAACUGCCACCUCGUCUGUUUCGACCUUUACUACCAUAUCGCAAAACAACAUACGAUUUUUUGCAUCAAAUUCAACAUUAGGUCAAACGACACUUGUGACAAAUAGUAAAUCAGUAGAUACAGUACAACAAUCUACAUUAGCAGAGAAUAAUUUAACGAGUAAAGAGACUUGCACGAUUAUAAAAUCAGGUUCAAAAGAACAAAAAAGAGAGAGCAAAGCAAGAAAAUCUUUCCCCAACAAACCAUCUAUUUAUCCGCAAAUUACACUUCAUUCGCCAUCGAAUACAUUAUCUAGUUCAACGGAAUCUAUGAUCUAUAUCACGACUCCUCAGAAAGAAAAUUCUAUUGGGUAUCAAUUACUUCCUCCAGAAGCUGGACCUCUUAGUGCUCGUUUGUAUCAUGGUGCUGAAGAAUUAGCAAAAAGAAUGGCUCAGUUAAUGGAGGAAGCAUAUCGAGAAGCUGCUCAUAGCAGUCAAAACUGUGAAGAUGAUACUACUGAUAAGCAUCAUGCUACAGUACACUUUUUACGAUUACAGAUUGAACGCAUGAGGUGGCAACAUCAACAACAAUUAGCAGAACUAAAACACAAUACUGAUCGUAUGUUACGAGAAAUGAAAGCAAGCCUGGAAGUAGAACGACUUCGAGCUGUCGAAGAAACUCGUAGAGAAAUAGAGCAAGAAAAAAUAAGGUGUAUUGAAGAAACAAAACGUAAACAAUGGUGUGCUAUGUGUCAUCGUGAAGCGUUAUUUUAUUGCUGCUGGAAUACAGCUUAUUGUGAUUAUGCAUGUCAACAGUCUCAUUGGCCAACCCAUAUGAGAUCAUGUGCUCAAAAACCUUCUUUUACUACAAUUGUUACAACUACAGCUGUAGGAUCAAGUCAACAACAGAAUAUUAAUACGAAAGUAUGUAACCCUGCGUGCAGAGUUUAUUCUUUACCACAUAAUAAAUCACCUGGAUUAUCAACAUCUCAUUAUGUUUCAUGUUCUAAAAAUGAAGACAAUUAAGAUCUUUCAUAAAUAGAUAUCACGUUGAAACUAUUUGCAAUCAAUAAUAUAGUUCAAUACACAUUGUGUAAACUGAUUUUAAAUAGCUAUUUUAAAUAAUUUUGUCUAAAUACAUCUUGUCAAUUAUGUAUUGAUAUUAGCUAUUAGAAUAGAAUAAUCGUAGACAUUAAAUAUUUUGUUGUAUAUUUGUGAUGCAUUAAGUCAAAUAUCUUAAAAUUGAAAAUAAAAGUAAUUUUAUAAAAAUGUAUAUGUAUGUAAAUAUUGGUGAUUGAACAAGUAUUUACUUUGUAAAAAUGGAUUUAAUACGUAAAAUACUUUAUAUUACUGUAAAAGAAAUUAAAAACUGAAUACAUUCUGAACAAAUGUAUUACUAUAAAGAUCAUGUUUACUAUACUCAUAUAAUAUGUUAAGCCAUCGUAAUUUCAACAUUUUGGAAUACAAUUAAUUAGUAACAAUAAAAAGUAACAGUAAUUCAAAUGUAAAUUAUCUACUAUUACGACAUAUAUAUAUACACACACACACACAAAAUCAACAUAAUGUGCAAGAAAAUUUUUUUGUACUAUAUGAUCCAGAGAAGGUAAUUGGUAUUUACACAAAAGUAAUUUUACACAUUUUGUCAUCCGGAGAUAAUUUUAUUUACAAAAGUACAUGUUUAUUUAGCUUUUUUGCUCUUAAUUUUUCUCAUAUAGAACUCUAAUUCUUUACCUUCGAGAAUGUAACCAUCAGCUCUUCCACAUUGACCAGGUCUACUGGCUAUGCAAG
Molecule: messenger RNA, 4377 nt
Organism: Vespula vulgaris
Lineage: Eukaryota; Metazoa; Arthropoda; Insecta; Hymenoptera; Vespidae
Gene: Zmynd8
Product: protein kinase C-binding protein 1
Exons: 8
Coding region: 370-3615 (1081 amino acids)
Biological process (GO): regulation of DNA-templated transcription
Molecular function (GO): protein binding
Source: RefSeq, a predicted model, not a curated record